Paramecium sonneborni is the source of this 2530-nucleotide messenger RNA. NCBI's taxonomy places the organism in Eukaryota, Ciliophora, Oligohymenophorea, Peniculida, Parameciidae. The record is from the annotation of a GenBank genome assembly.
AUAAAUAAUUAUUAAAUGAAUUAGCCUAAAAAUACUAGAUUCAUAACAUUUACAAUACCUUAUGCAUAAAGUUAAGAUGCAUAAUUUCCACCAUCAAAUUUAUUAGAAAUAUCAUCAACUCCUUUGGGAUGGCAAAGCUGUAGGUUUUGUUAAUAUCCAUAAGAGUUAAUAUUGUAAUUCUAAUCUGCAAUAACAGUUCAAAAAAUGUAAAUACUAUCUCACGAAAAGAAAAUACCUUCUAAAAUAGAAGUUUUUAUAGGUCGAUUAUAAGGAAGAAUGGAUUUAGAAAAUGCAAGUUUUAAAAAGAUAGGUUAUUUUACAUUUCAUUCCAACGAACAAUCAAAUUGGUAAGCUAGAGAGCUCAAAACAGUAUCAAUAGAUGAAGCUAAUUGCAACUAUCUAAAACUAUUAGUGCAUCGUAAUCAUGAGAAUAAGUUUAAUCCAUUUAAUUAAGUUGGUAUAGUAGCAAUUAGAAUUUAUGGUGAAAAAGCAGAACUUCCCCCACCUAAGAAAACAAAUAAAGUUUAAGAUAAGGUUUUAGAUGAAUUAUAUAAUCCACAAUAAGAUAAAUUGAUUGACACUAAAUUAUUGGCACAUAUUAUAGCACUUGAACAUGUAAAUUAUUCCUUAAUAUGAGAGUCCAAAGAUUAUGCAAUCAAAUAGGAAAACUAUUAGGAAGCAAAAAAACUUAAAAAUAGAAUUACUUAACUUAGAUCUUUAGGAGUACAAUUAAGAGAUUUGGAAGAAAGAAAAAAAGAAGUUUUAUAAAAUGAAGAUUAUGAUUAAGCAGAAUCUAUCAAAGAUUAAAUACAAAAACUUAAAAUUGAAAAUGGACUUAUAGAUGAACAAGGGAAUGAAUAUAAACCAAAUAUUGACAAAAUUAGAUAAUCUGAAUUAGGAGAACAGACAGAUAAUUAUGAAGAUAGAAGAAAUUCUAAACCUUCAAUUAAAUAAAUAGAUAAUAAUAAAAUCAUUGAAGAUAGUUUUGAAAGAAUGCCUUAAGAAGAAUAAAAUUAUCUAAUUGAGUAAUUAAAUAAUAACAAUAAUAUUACUCAUAUUACAAAUAAUCAAAAUGAAAAUGCAAAUAUAAGUUAUUAAUAACCUACUUCUUUUGAAUAAUAACUUAAAAAUGAUAAAUUAUUAAAUUAUGAUGAGAUGGUUAUUCCAGCUUUAAAAAAUAAAUAGAACAAUAAUAAUUAAGUUUUGGAAGAAUAUUCUGAAGUAGAUAAAAGCAAACAAUAAAUUGAAGAGAUGAGUUCAGAAAAUUAAAAAUAAGUAGAGGCCAUUAAACCUUAUUAUGGAUUAGAAUUCUGUAAGAAUUACUUUUCCAAGAAUUGGGCGAGAAGAGAAGAAGGUAUUAGAUGGUUAAUUGAAUAAUUUAAUAAUCCAACUUAAAUAAAUCUUUCUAAUAUUGAUGGAGCAUUUUAAGCUACUUUAUUAUUAAUUUAUAAAGGCAUUUAAGAUAAAGCAGACAAAGUUGUUUAUGCAAGUCUUUAGUUGAUGUAGCAAACUUUAUUGAAAUUGAAACCAAAUAAAUUAAACGAUGAAAGUCCUAUUAUUUUAGAUAACAUUGUCUUAGUAAAUAUAUUUUUUUAUAAUUAGAUUUUGAUGGAGAAAAUGGGUGAUAUUAAUGAAAGACAUAAAGAAGAAUGCAAAAAAAUUUUAUUAACACUUGCUGAAACUUAGAUUAUGGGAAGUGCUGGAGUUAUUAAUCAUUUAGUCAAAGGAAUAACUACUAAACCGAAUUUAUAAUUAUCAUCAGUUAGACAUAUUUAAGCUAGAUUAAUGCUCAUAUAUAACUUAAUCUAAAAAUAUAAAAUCAAUAAUGAAAGGGUUCCUUAUAAUCCUGUUAUGGAUGUUGCAAUUAAAUAUUUAGAUCAUUCUGCUGAAUAAGUCAGAACAUGUGCUAUUUAUAUAAUUACUGAGGUUUAUAAAAAUUAGGGAGAUAAAGUUAGAGAAAGUUUAAAAGGUAUUAGACCUGCUCAAUAAUAAAUCUUAGAAGAAUUAUUUUAUAAAAUAGAUAAUGGAGGUAAUGUAUAAACAUCUUUUGAAUAAGAAAAAAAAUAAUAGCCAAAAAAGAAAUAACAUUAAAAUAAUCCUGAUUAAAUAUUUUAAUAAAUAACUUAAGCUUGUGAAUUUUGUGGUAUUGAAAAUAAGGAGUUUAUCUAAAGUUAAAAACUCGAUAUGCAUUUAUGGAAAGAAUGCGUUAUGUUAACAACUUGUUUAUCAUGUGCUUAAGUUGUAGAAGUCUCUCAAUUAACUAAUCAUCACUUUGAAGAAUGUGAAUUUGCUAAAAAUUAUAGAUAAUGUGAAACGUAAACUUUUAUUAUAUUUGAAUAAUAGAUGUGGAUGUGCAGUACUUGAAAAUCAAUUAGCUGAACAUUAGAAUAAAAAAAAUUGUAAUUCUUCUUAAGGAGAUACAUGCCCAUUAUGUUUUAAAGCUAUUGGUUUGAAUUGGAAAAUUCACUUAGCCAUUUGUGAACAAUAAGAAAGAAAUAAACAAUAGCCUGCUCCUUAAGAAAAAAAAUGA